AUGCUGCCUGCGUGGUCAAAUUUCAUCCCAGAAUCCGGUUCAAAGGGCACCGUUGACUUUAACGAGAUGGUUAUCAACUCUGGAACUGACUCUCUCUCAUAUCCCGCUCCUGCUCAGCCAGAAGCUGAGGAGAAGCCGACGAGGCAGAUCCCGGUGACACUCCUUUCAGGAUUCCUGGGUAGUGGCAAAACAACACUCCUCGAGCAUAUCUUACAAUCUCCGGACCAUGGACUGCGCAUUGCGGUUGUGGUUAAUGACAUGAGCAAGCUGAACAUUGAUGCUGCUUUGAUCACUCAUCACAGGGUGUCCCAGACAAAGGAAAAGCUCAUCCAGCUCCAAAAUGGAUGUAUCUGCUGCACACUACGUGGGGACCUGCUCUCGGAGCUGGCUCAUCUCGCGCGCCAAAAGGAAGUGCAGUAUGUUGUCAUUGAGAGCACGGGAAUUAGUGAGCCGAUGCAAGUAGCGGAAACGUUCACGGCCGAGUUCAGCAGUGCAAUGCUGCAGGCGGAUCAGGAGAUGCUGGUGGAUGAGGAUAGCCGCAAGGUCCUGACAGAGAUCGUCAAUCUAGGAGGCCUUCACACGCUGGCGAGACUCGACACCACGGUGACUGUUGUCGAUGCAUUCAAUCUUCUUUCCAACUUUGACACCGCCGAGUUCUUGUCAGAUCGAUAUGGAUCCAAGGACAUUAUCCCAGAGGAUGAGCGUACCAUCUCCGACCUCAUGGUGGACCAGAUCGAGUUCGCAGAUGUUCUCAUCAUCAACAAGAUCGAGACCGUGGAUGAAAAUACCCGAGCAAGAAUCAGAAGAUUGUUGAAGACACUCAACCCCGAGGCCAAAGUUCUGGAAACGAGUUACUCUCGUGUUGAUGUGAAAGAGAUUUUGGACACGGGAAGAGAAUGGCUCCGAAGCCGGAGACCUUGGAGUUUGUCUCCCCUGCCCUCCAUCCAACAUCAGGGAAGGUAUGGGAUCAACAACUUUGUGUAUACCGCUCGUCGGCCCUUCCAUCCUCGUCGACUCUUCACCCUUCUUCAUGAUAAAUUUAUCCUGCUGCAAAACAACGAAGCCGAUGAAGGUGACGAGGACGAGGAUGAGAAAGAAGCUGCAGACGAAGGAGAAGAAGAAGGUGAAGAAGAAGACGAUCAUAUGGAAAUGGACGAAGACGAAGACGAAAACGACGGCGAUGACGAUGAUGAUGACGAAAGCAUCUCCGACUUUGAGCAGCCAGAUCCGUCCGAGAUCCUGAAGAACAAGCGCAACCAUCCCGCGUUCAGCUCCAUUUUGCGCUCCAAAGGUUUCUUCUGGCUCGCUACACGGCCAUUCCAGUUUGGAGAAUGGAGUCAAGCGGGUGGCAUGCUAACGAUGGGAUGCGGCGGCCCAUGGUUCGCAGAAGUGCCAGACGAGGCGUGGCCUGAGGAUCCUGACGUCCGGAAAUCCAUUGAGAAUGAUUUUCGAGAGCCACCAUUGGGAGACCGAAGACAAGAAAUUGUAUUCAUUGGUGAGGGAAUUAACACAGAAUUGAUAACAAAGUUGCUGGAUGAGUGUCUCGUGGAUGACGAUGACAUGAGCCGGUGGACAAAGAUCAUGAACAACAAGAGGCUAUCUUACCGGCAAAAAGAGGAGAAGCUGGGAAAGCUGUGGGAAGAUGGCUGGGAGGCAUGGCCUGAGUUUGGUAUUGUAGAUGAAGACGAGGAAGACAACAACGAGGGAGGGAAGAAGAAGCACAAACACUACACCAGCGAGUAUCAGGGACGUGUCCACUCCCACUCCCACAAAUAA
Messenger RNA from Aspergillus fumigatus Af293, 1776 nucleotides. NCBI's taxonomy places the organism in Eukaryota, Fungi, Ascomycota, Eurotiomycetes, Eurotiales, Aspergillaceae. The record is from RefSeq and is a predicted model, not a curated record.